AUGAAUGUAACUGCAAAUAUGUUGCGUUUGAUUUCCGUCCUGCUUAUUUUCACUGUGUGUUUGCGUCCAUCCAGUACUCAACAGUUAGUGUUUGUAUCUUUUGUGGAUACCAUCCUUGAAGUAGAAGAACUCCCAGAUCAACAGGUGGCAAUUAAAGUCCUACAAUCGGGCUAUACUGUCGACUCUGUUACAGCAGUGAUAUCAAUACUGUACCAAAUUGGACCUGAUGAUUUUAUGAGCAGUACUGGUUCAUGGGCGGUAACUUUCCCACCAAAUAUUUUAAAUCCUGUCGUCACAGCAACCAUAACUAUCCUGGAUGAUGAUAUUCCUGAAACUGAUGAGUUGUUUAUUCUGCAGCUCAGUAUCGUCACACCUUCAGACCAAACCCCAUUAGCGCAAGUUGGUACGCCUGCACAAGCACAGUUGACCAUCAAAGCUAAUGAUGAUGCAUUUGGGAUUAUUCAAUUCGCUUCUUUAACACCAAUUGUUGUGAAUGAAGCUGUUGAUUCUAAUACAAAUGUUCAUGUUAUGGUUCGGAGAAAUCGUGGAUUGCACGGUAAUGUCACAGUGUACUAUGAGGUGAUCAACGGUCCUAACCCGGCAGAAGAUGACAUCACUCCAUCUCAAGGUACAGUCACAAUAACAGACCAAAAUGAUGUGUCUUUAUUCACAUUAGAAAUCAUAGCUGAAGAGGUGCCUGAGAACGAUGAGACUUUUGUUAUUCGUUUAAGUUCAGUGACAGGGGGCGCGACCAUUAAUGACCAAGCCGAUUCGAUACAGCUGACAGUACUAGCCAAUGAUAGUCCGAUAAGAUUUGCCCAAGCUGAAUACUACGUUGAGGAGACUGUAAAUCAAGUUACGCUGGAGGUGUACAGGGGAUUAUCUGCUGACGGGUCAAGUCUACUUGGACCUGACACUGGAGAUGUAACUGUUCAAUAUACUGUGAACCCCAAUACAGCAGUAUUUGGACAAGAUUACACUGUUGCACCACUGAGUGGAUUUCUGGGAUUUCGUGACGGUGAUCACAACGUACAAUUCAGUAUCAACAUUGUUAACGACGCACUUCCGGAGAUACAGGAAGAAUUCUACGUUAGUUUAAGCCAGCAGUCUUUAUCGGCCGUCAUUGCUGACCCCGGGGUUGCCAGGAUUAUAAUUCUACCCAAUGACGAUCCAAAUGGUGCAUUGACGCUAACAUCUACAGUUCUGGGACAGAUACCAUCCACCAUUUUGAACGAGGAUACCCAGGCUACUUCAGACUUCUUUGUAGUUGAAAGACUUGGUGGAAAUUUCGGAGAGGUUUCAAUCGCGUACUUAAUAGAACGUAAUGAUUCCAAUACUGAUCCUGUUGAGGCUGAUCUGUAUCCUGCAAGUGGUGUUGUUACACUUGCCGAUGGGGUGAGAUCAACCCCGAUUAUUAUCAUGUUACUUCAAGAUAGCGAACCUGAACCGGCCGAAAAAUACACCAUAGAGAUAUUGCCCGAAACUGUUACUGGUGGUGCCAAGGUCGAAGGGGUCAUCACAGGAUCAUUCAUAAUCCAAGACAGUGAUGACAUUUAUGGUGUCGUUCAAUUCUCAUCAGAUACCGAACAGAAGAUUCUUACAUCAACUUCACCUCGUAAAUUACAACUUACUUUGACACGAGCUAUUAGCCUUGAUGGAGACGUCCUCGUUAAUUUUGUAGCAGUGUAUAAUCUUCCUGUGGAUGCUGAACCAUCUGAUCAAGACGUGUUGCUACUACCUGACCCAAUGUCAACAGUGUUUCCUGCUGACACAAGUACCCAUCGACUUGAAAUUUUGAUAGUAGAUGAUGCGUUUCUGCACAUUGGAGCAGAGUUCCAGAUUCAGUUGACGUCAGCGGUAUUACUUGGUGUGGAAACGAUCAUACCGACAGUCAGCCCUAGAUUAGGGGAUAAAAACAUGGUUCUUCUGACUGUCACAAAUGAUUUUGCAAAUGGUGAGAUUGGAUUCAAUGAAGCUAACUUACAAAGAGUGGUUAACGAACCACCAGGAUUUGUACCACUAGAGGUUGUUCUUCCCCUGAGCAGAGAAGGGAUAUCUGGAGAUGCAACCGUGUAUUGGCAUUCUACAGGGACGCCUCAAGACAUUGAACCAUUAAACGGAACAGUUUACUUUCCAGCAGGUGUUUCGUCUGCUUCGCUGUCGGUACAUGUCGUGGUUGAUGACAUUCCUGAGACUGAUGAAACAGUAAUUAUUACUCUAGAUAACAUUGAACCUUCCAGUCAACGACUUAGAUCUGGUUUUGAAACUGCUGAGAUCACAAUCCUGGAGAAUGAUAAUCCUGGUGGUGUGUUUGAGUUCUCCUCUGUGACAUCUGGUCCAUACACCGUGCAGGAAGCCGGACAACCCAUACAGAUUAGUGUGGUUAGAACUGGUGGCAACCUGGUUGAAAGAAGCGUUAUGUACUGGGUGGUUAACGGCGCUGAUGAAUUUCUCGGCGUACCUGAGGUGCUUGUGUUCCAACCUGGCGAGAGUGUCAAGAAUUUCACUUUGGUUGCCGCUCCAGAUGGAGUGCCAGAGCUUGAAGAGAUGUUCCAGUUGAAGUUAUCCAGUCAUGGUACUCCAGCUAGCAACGUAGGCGGACACAAUAGCAUAACAAUCUUUGUUGAAGUAAAUGACGAUCCAAACGGAGUGUUCCAGUUUGUAGAGAACCCAAUGAUCCGUAAUCUGGAUGAGAGUAAAGACAGUACCAUACAGACAGCAACGUUCGCUGUUGUAAGAGCCAUGGGAAAUUUCUAUGAGGCCAAUGUGUCCUGGGAGCUUACUCCAAUCGGUGGACAAUUUGACGUUUUGCCGACAUCAGGAGUACUUCACUACGCUGAUGGUCAAAACAUGAAUGUCAUUGAGUUAACUGCUUUGGAUGAUGAGGUGCCAGAACAACCAGAGACAUUUAAUAUUACAUUGAGUAAUCCCACUGGUGGAGCCAGACUAGGCCAUCCCAUAAUAGCUACAUUGAAUAUUAACAAUAAUGACGAUCCAAUCUUUUUUGAAGAACCCAUUGAUAUCAUCGUAUCGGAACCAGGUACGGCUGUCUUCACCGUUAAACGCAAUGGUACAGCUGCGUCCUUUGCUACGGUCAAGUACCGCACCAUCUCUGGAACGGCUCAGGGCAGUCAAGACUAUCCCAACAUCAUCGGAUAUUUAGAAUUCCCAAUUGGAAUAACUACACAGACUUUCAGCAUUAAUAUCUAUGAAGAUGACAUACCAGAGACUGAUGAACAGUUCACAGUGGAAUUGUAUGAACCUAUUGGGGAUAUUGUUGUGUAUGGUGCACCCAUAGCAACAGUUACCAUAGAAGCAAAUGAUGAUCCUAAUGGAAUCUUCAGUUUCGAGCCUCCUUUGUUGUUAUCUGCUCCAACAGAAGGCAUAAAUGUUGACUUCAUGAUUCAGAGAGAGCGUGGAAUGUUUGGCGUUGUUCAAGUUUACUGGCAGGUCUAUUAUAACAACACAGGCUUCGCAAUACCAGAUGGUUUGGAAUUCACAAGGACAUCAGGGUUAGUUGAAUUUGCCAACUUGCAGACAAAGAAGGAACUCAGUCUGGAAGUAGCUGCUGAUGGGAUUCCAGAAUUCCAAGAGGUCUUCUCCGUCAAGCUGGUCUAUAUAUCAGGCGGACCACCUGGUCCUGGUGGAGAACUCUCAACUACUGGAGAUUUGGAGGUUAUCUUGGUAGUAGAAGAAAAUGAUGAUCCAUAUGGUCUCUUCAUAUUUCCAUCUGGAUCAAAAGAAAGACAUGUGGCUGAAGACUACUAUCAAGGACACGAAUAUUCAACACAUACUCUGUUUAUAUUACAACGAAACAAAGGGGCCACAGGCAUGGCCCAGGUAUUAUGGGAGUUAUUUACCGAUGCCACCUCAGGAACAAUGCCAUCUUUGAAAGAUUUGAUAUUUCUCAGUUCCUAUGAGACUGGGUACAGUGUAGAAGAGAUGCCAGACAAGAGAAGACCUCACACAGGCACCAUGGUGCUUUCAUUCAAUGGUUCAACAGAUGCAUAUUUAACAGUUGCACCAGAGUACCAGCCAGACCCAGUUGACAUAAUGACAGGAUUCGCCAUAAGUGUCUGGAUACAGCCAACAUCGGAGUGUAAUGGCUUUAUAGUUGCCAAGGCAACCAGUGAUGCAGCUAAGACCUUUUAUGGGUUAAAACUUUCAUCUCUACCAUUUACCUCGCUAGAGUUUAGAUACGCAUCUCAUAUAAGCUCGUCUAACCAUGUUGUCUCAAUAAGUAUUCCUAAUAUGCGUUUAGAUGAUGGCGAUUGGCAUCUUGUCAUUCUUAACGUUAACAAUGGUAUGGCAGAGAUCUAUAUUGAUGGAGAACCUGUUGCACCAAUGUAUCUUGUAACACAACAAACAGAAGAUGGGGAAGGUAUAUUAUGGGUUGGAUCUCAUCCACCUGGUACAUCACCGUAUCAAGGACUUCUACAAGAUUUAAGAAUAUACAGCCGAAAACUAGAGCUAAAUGAAAUAUCUGAGUUAUGGGAAUAUCCAUCCAAGGAAGAUGUCACCCCAAUAUCCGGGUAUCUGACUUAUCAACCAGGUGUUCAGCAGCAAUUUAUUGAAAUUCAGUCUAUUCAAGAUAUUGAAGAAGAAGGAAACGAAGUGUUCACUCUGAAUCUGUUAUCAGUAAAGGGUGGUGCUAGGAGAUCUCCUACGGAAUCCACAGCCUUGCUAACUGUUCUUAAAAGCGACAACGCGAACGGUUUAUUCAGUUUCGAUGGACCAUGCUCAUCCAUGCAAAUUGAUGCAACAUCUACAGAAGCUAUGGUGUUUACAUGUGAUGUUGUUCGUAACCGUGGUGAUGAAGGCACAGUCGCAUUGCCCUGGGAGGUACACCAACUGAUUGGGGGAUUUCCUUUAGCAAUAGAAGAUUUUAUCAACGCUACUGGAACACUAACUUUCCCUAAUGGAAUCAGAACUGGGACUAUAACUUUAGAAGCCAGUGAUGAUGUUUUACCAGAGUUUGAAGAACACUUCCAAGUUGUGUUAGUCAGUCAACAUCCCAUGUCAGAUGAUGGAGUUACAGGAUCUACAAACACCAGUGGAGCCAGUAUUGAUCCAACAGCAGAUACAAAUGACUUAUUCAUCCCAGUAAGCGAUUCUCCACAUGGACUGUUACAGUUUUCAAAUGGGUCUCCGCCUGCUUUUAAUGAUCCUCUGAUCAUGCCUGCUACCUCACUCAUUCAGCGUAGAGUCUCUGAGUCUAUAGGUACCGUGUCACUGUUGAUAGUAAGAGCGCAGGGAUUGUCUGGUGAAAUAACAGCCGAGUGGAGGACGUUUGAUAGAACUGCGGUAUCUGCUGGUAAAAGCCCUAUCGAUUUUGUGAGUCGUGGUGGUGUUUUAACUUUUGCGGAUCAACAGAGAUAUGCAUAUGUUGACAUCCAAAUUAUUGACAAUAGUAUACCUGAACUAGACAAAAUGUUCGAAGUACAACUUUCUAAUCCUGGAGGUGGAGCGUCCAUUGCUAUUGGAUCCACAAUUCAAGUUAUUAUUGAGAAUUCAGACAAUGCGUAUGGUGUGUUCCAGUUUGCUGAUAAUUCUUUAUCUACCGUGGUCGCUGAAGAAAUUAUCGGCUACAGUACUGCGUCUUUAGAGGUUAUUCGUGCUGGGGGUGCUUUGGGAGAAGUGGUCCUUGAUUGGUCUGCUGAAGAACAUCCUCUGAGUACUGGACUCAAUGCAACUGAUGACUUACUCACAACGAAUGGUCAAGUCACGUUCGCUGUCAAUCAGUACAGUGCAAAUAUUGAAAUACAAAUACUAACAGAUACUAUUCCUGAAUUAGACGAAGUAUUCAUAGUAAUAUUGAAGAACCCAUCUAAUGGAAAACUUGGUGAAGCAUCAAAUCUUGUUGCUACAGUAACAGUAGCUGCCAAUGAUGAUCCAUUUGGUUCAUUUGUGUUCUCUUCUACGUCAAGACCUGUGGUUUCUCAAGAAGGGAAUGUUCAGGUCACAUUACAGAUAAUUCGUGAGUUUGGUAUCAUGGGUGCUGUGCGAGUAGAUUAUGCGACAUUGAAUUAUGUUGAAACUUUACCAAAUAUGCCACCAUUCAUCAGAAGAGCCAAAGAGUUUGAGGAUUUUAUUCCUAUACAGGGAUCGGUUAUAUUCAUGGAUGGUCAGACAGAAGUUAAUAUAACUAUUGAUCUUUUGGAUGAUAAUAUACCCGAAGAACAAGAGUCUGUCUUUGUUUAUAUUACUGAUGUCAAUUUGAUUAGCAAUCCACAGUCCAGUCCAGUUGAAAGAUCACCAAGAAUUGGAUCUGAUAGUAUAGGACAAAUCCAAAUUGUUGCCAAUGACAAUGCUAAUGGUGUGUUACAGCUAUCUGAAUCUACUGUAGUCGUAACAGAAGAUCACAUCGGACCAUUCAUCAAUGUUACUAGAACCGCUGGCUCAUUUGGAAUGGUAACUGUUCGUUUCCAAGCAAUCGCUAUGACAGCACAAGCCAGUAUUGAUUACAGCGUGUCUUCAUCUGAUGUCAUCCUAUUGAAUGGUGAGACGUAUAAAGCCAUUCCAGUUGAGAUCGUGAACGAUGGCAUCCCAGAAGUGGAAGAAACAUUUGAAAUUAGAUUAUUGGAUCAAAUCUUUGGUGGAGCGUCUUUAGGAUCACCAACAUCUGCUGUCAUAACAAUAUUGCCUUCUGAUGAUCCAAAUGGACGCUUUGAUUUUGCAUUUUCCAAUACUCUGGUAGAAGAACCUAAUGAAGGACAAACCAGAGCAAUCAAUAUUACAGUUGUGAGGGGAGGCGGUUCAUCCGGUGUGGUUGCCGUUGAAUGGCAAGCAACCUACAAUGGGAGGUUAGCAACAACUGACGUUUUACCGACUGGUGGUGUGUUGUACUUCUUAUCUACUAUGACGCAUGAAACAUUCAGAUUAGAGAUCCUACCAGAUGAUGUACCAGAAGAACGAGAGGAAAUCCAGUUAAAACUCUUGAGUGCAAGUAAUGGUGGUAUGGUGGGUCCCCAGUCUGAAGCCACGAUUGUCAUAGAAGCCAACGAUGACCCACAUGGUGUGAUACAGUUUGCUAACUCACAGUAUGUGGUAUUGGAAGAAGAAGGCAACACAGUGGCUAAUAUACGAGUUAAUAGAAGCCGUGGAACGUUCGGAGACUUGGAAGUCUUCUACAGUACCAAGGAAACCAGUCUUAUGAUGUCAGCCACUGCGGGCAGUGACACAGUCUUAGAUUACUACCAUUCCCCGCUAGAGGGCAGUAUAAUGGGACAGCCUAAGAACUACAUUGAUGUCAGUCAAAUGUCCUUCCCACUUGGUGAAUGCGCUGGUCGGUGUUUGCAAGAGAAAGCAUGUGCAUCUUUUGAAUUUAAAGAUGAUGUUAAUACUGACGUGGAGUGUUGGUGGUCUCUGUCUGCUGAUAGCACUUCAUUUGAUGCUUCCACAGGAUUCUCAUACUAUGUCAAAGAUAUGAAUAAGGUACAGCCAUUGUAUGAUGGCCAGGCUGCAGCUGGUGUGGACUUUGCACCAGUUAACAGUGGAUCAAUCCAGAUAUCAGAUGGGGCUAGCUUUGGAUAUGUAACUGUUGUUGUUCUCAAUGACUCUAUCCCAGAAUUGGAUGAAUCUUUCCAGGUGAAACUGGAGAGUGUCCGACUCUUAGACCUGGUACCAUUACCACAGAAUCAGCCACAACUUGGACAGCAGACUGAAGCAGAGGUGAUUAUCGGUAGUAACGAUGAUGCUAACGGCGUCUGGACAAUUUACAGUAAUAGCCCUGAUGCUACCGAAAAUGGUCAGAGUAUAGCUGUUGAAGAAAGGGAUGGCCUGUCAGUAAGUGUGGAACUUGUUAUAGAAAGAACUGGAGGUGCCAUUGGAGAUGUAUCCAUAUCAUGGCGUGUUGCCGGUGGUACUGCUUCUAACAGGCUUGACUACACAGCUGAUGGAGCCACUCUUACAUUCCCACCUAGGGAACGCAGACAAGAAAUCACUUUGAGUAUUCGUGAUGAUGUAAUUCCUGAGGUAAAUGAAACCCUGAUAGUUGAGUUAUUCAAUCCUGGUGGUGGCAGUAUACUUGGUAGAAGAGACUACGUGACUGUGACGAUACUGGCCAAUGACUACGUUGCUGGUGUUCUCAAGUUUACUGUCCUAUCAUACAUUGUCAAGGAAGGUGACAGAUUUGAAGUGACGGUGGAAAGAUCACCACCAGCAGUCGGUACAGUUGAAGUUAGUUGGAAAAUAGAAGGUGUAAACAAUCAUCUGCCACAACUUAAUUUUCAAGACAUCAAUGGAACUCUUGUGUUUGCUGAGGGUCAGUCUAUCCAAGUUAUAUCUAUCUAUACAUUGGUAGACGACACACCAGAAACCAACGAGGAAUACGUUAUAAAACUACAUGACCCCAUCACUGAAGGUGUACCACAGACUGGAGCGGCUGGUCUGGACACCCAGGGUUCAACAGCUAGCAUAACAAUUGAAGCCAGCGAUGAACCAUACGGUAUAUUUGUAUUCACGCCGGGAUCCGUUGAGCUGAAAACUGAUGAAGCUGACAAAGUAGAAGAAUUGAUUGUUGAAAGAAAGUUUGGUUCCAUUGGAUACGUUCGAAUAUUUUAUGAGAUUCGGGCUGGCAGUAUUAAUCCAUUGACGCCGUAUGAUAACAUUGCCUCGUCUAACACUGACUUCAUACCGCAUACCGGUUACAUUGACUUCACUGACGGCAUUGUAAAUCAACCUAUACAAGUACAGAUAUUGGAGGAUACAAUACCAGAGCUAGAUGAAGUAUUUCUUGUCAAUCUUACAUCUGUGAUGUUAAUGAGUACCCCAACCACUGAUACACCACCUAAACUAGGUCCUGCUGAUACAUUGGCACAAGUUACAAUUCGUGCAAACGAUGGCACUCAGGGAGUUGUACAGUUUGCUAACACCUCAGCUAGCGUAACAGUCACUGAACGCAGCAUGAACGUCACAUUGAUAGUAGAACGUAUUCAAGGUACAUACGGAACCGUCACUGUAUUCUGUUAUACCCAACCAUUAGAGGCUGACAGACAACUUGACUACAUAUUCACUGAUCAGGUGUUGACAUUCACGGAUGGAGAGAGCAUGAAGAUAAUCGUCAUGGAGAUACUGGAAGAUGACAUUCCUGAAGAUGAUGAAACGUUUGAAGUUAUCCUUGAUAAUGUUAACUAUGGUCUAGAACUUGGCACUCCUAGGAAAGCAACUGUCACCAUUCUCGCUAAUGAUGAUGCAUUUGGUGUUGUAUCCUUUGCGAGUUUUGUCAAUGUAACAAUCUAUGAACCGACAGAGACCAGUACGGCCGACAGCGUUGCUCGAUUCACUGUGGUACGGGAUCGAGGAGCAUUUAGAGAAAUUCAGGUGCCAUUCCUGGUCACUAACAUAGAUGGUGGACAGGCAGUUGUUGAUGUCACACCAGUUGAGGGGUUUAUCACAUUUGAAGCUGAUAUUGAUACAACGGUAUUAGAAAUUUCUGCUGUGUUGGAUAACGAACCCGAACUUGAUGAAAGCUUUAUGGUGACUUUACUGGAACCCACAGGAGGUUCUCAGCUUGGAUUCCCUAACACAGGAUACAUCCAGGUUGCUGACAAUGAUGCUCCUUUUGGUUUGAUGCAGAUCUAUCCUUUAGCAAUACCAGGUGGAUCAUCGGUUAAUGUGGAAGAAAAUACAAAUGUUGCAUAUUUCACUGUAUACCGGGCUAGAGGAACUCUAGGAGCUGUGACUGUCAACUGGAUGACUUCAUCUGGUUCAGCAAAGGCAAUAGUUGGUACAGACAUGACAGAACUAUCAGUUGUGCAGACCUUAUCAGGGCGUGGUAUCCGUAGUUGGCAUAGCUUUGAUAUUGGUAUGGAUCAGUAUCUAGUGCUAGUUAACGGUGGUAGAAUGGGUGUGUUGACUACUGUGGUUGGUAGUGAUGGAUCAGACUCUGACAACAUGACAUCUAAUGCCAACUCCCUGCUUUAUAAAUGGCAAGGAGAAUAUAUACCAGUACAGACUAUUGAAACUGAUGGUGCUGUGCAAGCUACUAGUACUGUAAUAGGAGGUUAUAUGUUUCUGGCUAUUGCUAACCACGGUGGACCUGGACGUUAUAGUACAUCAUCGCGAAUAUAUAGAGUUGGUGCAGACGGCACUCUCAAUGUGUUUCAGGAUAUACCCACGGAGGGUGCGAGUGAUGUCGUUUUCUUCAAAAUUGCUUCCACCACUUAUCUGGUAAUAGCAAAUGAAAUGAACAAUAAUGAACAGACAACAAUCAGUUCGCAAGUAUUUGUAUGGAGCGGGUCACAGUUUGUUCAGUCUCAGUUACUCAGCACCACUGGUGCUGUGAGUCUAACUGCAUUUACUAUCGAUGGAGAAGUGUACAUUGCUAUGGCAAGUCGGUAUGAUUCAUCACAAGCAAGUUUAGAAAUAGAUUCUGUUAUAUAUAAAUGGAAUAGUAACCGUCUUGAGGAAUAUCAGCGUAUUUCAACACAGGGAGCCACAGAUGUUGACGCAUUUACUGUCGGUUUAGACACAUAUAUUGUGUUUGCUAAUAGUAAAGCUAACGAUGGCAGUACUGACAUUGAUUCUGAAGUAUUGAAAUGGGACACCAACACUCGAAAAUUCAUCUCCCAUCAACGACUGAGUACAAACGAAGCACAAUCUGUGCAUCCGUAUGACGUUGACGGAACACAGUAUCUGACCGUCAGCAAUGCACUUGGUGAAUCUACUAUAUAUGUAUGGAGGACCUCACAGUUUGUUGCACUAGUUACAGGGCCACCUGCUUAUGAUGUAUAUCCAGUCACUGUCAGCAAAGAUCUUGAUGAAGACAUGGUGUUGUUAGCCUUGGCUAAUUUUGGAGAUGGUUUCUCGUUUUUGACGUCUCAUAUCUACACUGUUGCUAUGUUGGGAGAAGGAUCUGAUUAUGCACCAAGGUCUGGUUUGUUGUCAUUCGGACCAGGUGAAAACCAACGAAUGGUUGCCGUUUCCAUCCUAGAUGAUGAGAUUCCGGAGGAUACAGAAGAUUUUUAUGUUUCACUUAACAAUCCAACUGGGGGAGCUGAAAUAAGCAAUCAGAAUCAAGUGUUGGUGAACAUCUUAUCCAAUGACAAUGCACAUGGUGUGAUUGCAUUUGCUGAUAACUCGUUAGAUAUUCAGAUUGAAGAGUUAAGUAGUGACAAUGCAGUGGUAUUCACAGUUAAUAGAUUAUACGGUACAUCUGGAUUAGUUGUAGUGGAAUGGCAGGCAACUGGUGAUCAUAGUAGUAAUGAUAUCUCACCGACCUCAGGACAGAUUGAGUUUCCAGAUGGCAUUGCUACCGCUGCCAUAUACAUCAAUGUGUUAGCCGAUAUCACACCUGAACUUGAUGAAGUUAGUUAUAUUCAGCUGACCCAGGUCAUCACCGCAGGUACAGUGUUACCAGGUAGAGGUGCUAUUAUCAGUCGUACCCAGGACACAGGUCGAUUAACAGUGUUAGCAAAUGAUUCUCCACACGGAGUUGUCGCGUGGGAUUAUGACUCGCUGAGUAAAAGUAUAGAUGAACCAAUUCAGGACGGUUCCUCCGCAACUGUCACCCUUAAUAUGGUCAGGGAACAAGGAAGUGAAGGCAGUAUUAUCAUUACAUAUAGUACGUCUAUAGAUGUUACUGUACCAGAUCAGCAGCAAGCCAAACCUGGUGAAGACUUUGUGGACAGGCAGGAUACUGUAAGCAUGGCAGAUGGUGCCAAUGAAGCCACUGUAUUCAUCACAGUAAGAGCAGAUAGAUUUCCAGAAGGACCAGAAGUAUUUCUAGUGAAUAUCACAUCAGUAUCCUUAUUGAUGGGUACUCCUAUUGAUGGUGCCGCACCUAGCGUUAAAAUGGGACAGCACGUUGCACAAAUCACAAUUAAUGAAAACGACUAUGCAAGGGGCAUCCUGCAGUUUGAUGUUGAUGAGAAUGAUUCUGGUGAAGUGGAAGUUUAUGAAGGUGGAGGAACCAAUGGAUUAAUACAACUCACUGUCAGUAGAACAGAAGGUGCAUUUACUACAGUACAAGUCAGUUGGCAGGCGUAUAUUGGCUCAGCCACAUCAGCUGACUUUGCACCAUUGGAUGGAACCAUAUCAUUCCUAGAUGGGCAGAGAGAAGCUACUGUGGAUAUCACCAUUAUUGAUGAUGAUGAAUAUGAACUUGAUGAGACAUUCAAUGUUCGUCUGUACAACCCUACUAAUGGUGCUGUUUUGGGAAGUAAACAAUUAGUUGCUGUCAAGAUUAAAAAGAACGAUUCACCGUUUGGUUUGUUUGGUUUCACAUCAACCCAGGAAUCUGUGAUGGAAUCAGAAAAUAACAAUGACCCUAAUGGUCAGGUGACAUUUGUUGUACAGCGUACACAAUUUGAUUCAGGUACAGUCUUUGUGCAAUGGAAACUGGAAGAUGAAGCUAGCAGUGACCUUUCACCUUUGCAAGGAACUUUGACCUUUGCACCUGGGGUAACUCAGCAGUCUUUAACACUUCGAACACUACCAGACAAUAUCUUAGAAGGAGAGGAAAGAUUCUCACUAGAUAUAAUCAGUGUGUCAAAUGAUGCCGAUAUAUCGCCUGUAUAUGGGCAUGCUACUGUUGUUAUUUUACCAAACCAAGGAGCCGCUGGCAUUGUGUCAGUGCUGCCACAGUAUAGAAACAUACUUAUCAGUGAACCAACCAUUUCUUUUGAUGGAUCAGCACAAAUUUAUUUGACUCGUGGAAUUGGAAACUUUGGAAUGAUCACUGUAAAUUGGCAGCUAUCUCCAAGAGAUGAAUCAACGUUUGACCUCACAUCUGGUACAGUUGUUUUUGAAGAUCAGCAGCGGAACGCAUCAAUUUCGCUUCAGACCAAAGAUGAUUCAAUCCCUGAACUGAAACAGACUUACAGACUACAACUGGUGUCCAUCAAUGGUGGUGCUUCUAUAGAUAUCACACCAGGGGCCAAUGAAGCUGUUGUUACCAUGGUAGCAAGUGACAAUCCACAUGGGAUAUUUGAAUUUGACCGACAGCAGAUGACAGUCAGUGAAGACGAUAGACAGAUUCUUCUACAAAUUGUUCGUAAUGCUGGUCUGAUUGGUCAAGUUCAACUGAGUUACACCACUUCACCUGGCACAGCCAUCACAGGACAAGAUUUCAGCCCAUCUUCUAGAACUGUUAUAUUCAGUGAUGGCGUUGAUAUCCAAAAUGUAGAUAUUAUUAUAUUGCAAGAUGACAUUCCAGAAGCUCCUGAAGAUUUCUAUGUUAACAUAACGUCAUUAGAGUUGUUAUCAUACAGUGACAAUGAUUACAGUGAUCAUGGUGGCCUCGCACUAGACAUGCCUCCCAUAAUUGGACCUACAUCAGUCGUUACCAUAGUGAUUGACAAGAAUGAUAAUGCAGAGGGUAUUAUUGAAUUCAGUGAAGAUGACGUCAAUUUUGUUGUGACUGAAGAUAUCGGUACAGCCUCAGUUCCAGUCACUCGUAUAGGUGGCAUGUACGGUCUGGUCAGUGUGAAAUUCACAUCACAGCCGCUAACAGCAACCCCUAAUGGUGUUGACUAUGUUCUUAACGAUGGAGAAGUGGUCUUCCAAGAUGGCCAAUCAGUGGCUUACAUCAACGUUGACAUAAUUGAUGACAACAUUAAAGAGUUUGCCGAGAUGUUUGAGAUCACGCUUACGGACACUCUAGGUGGUGCUACACUUGGAAGCAGUCAUGUCGCUACGGUCACUAUCUCUAAAAGUGAUGGUCCUGAUGGUCUUGUUGGUUUUACACUUACUGAUUUGGACAGAACUAUUACAAAUCCUGACUAUCCCAGACAAGUUACGUUUACAAUUCAAAGAACUGGUGGGUUGGAUCAGUACCUUGCUCAAGCAGAGGUGAAAUGGAGAAUUCUUGGUCCAAACACUGACAUUGUUCUGGAUACCACAGAAGAUAUCGCUACUCCAGCUGGCCAACUACAAGGGUCUGUGAGUUUCUUUAACGGGGAACGAGGAUCAAGGACUUUCACGUUGAUAGCAAAACCCUAUCCAGGCCCCGAACAACAAGAAAUAUUUACUGUAGAGAUAUAUCAGAUUAUUGGUGCUGGAGAAUUGAGUACUACAGCUGACAAAGCAGUCCUUACGAUUAUGAAACAUGGUGAUCCUAAUGGAGUAGUCAUGUUUGCGGGCGAAGCACUCCAACCACGAAACUUUGACGAACCAAAUAAUGCCGCUGGUCCAAUGACUGUCAGCUACCCGAUACGACGAAGGGAAGGUGUCAUAGGAGAUAUCAAUGUUAACUGGGAGAUAAAGUCAUUAAAUGAUGAGCCUGUUGCAUCAGAUUGUGAUCCCUCAUCGGGAAUUGUUCUUAUUCCGAAUGCUGAGGCUAAUUCCCAGAUAUACUUUACUUUACUUCCUGAUGAUAUUCCUGAAAUUAAAGAAGAAUUUCAAGUUGUCCUAGUCUCAUCAGAUGGAGGAGCUGAGAUUGAUCCCGCUGUGAAUGUGUCCACGUUCUACAUCUUAGCCAAUGAUGACCCACAUGGAGUUUUCAGUGUACGCAGCGAAGACCAGACUGUCGUUGUUAAGUCUGAUUUGUCACGAUUUGUCAGUAUCAAUGUGACACGAUCGGCAGGAACCACUGGGGAUGUCAGGGUGGUGUUCUCACUAGAAUAUGAUAGUGCUGAACCUGGCAGACAGUAUAUCCCAAGUACUGGUGCAGUAACCUGUGUUGAAGGUGAAGCAAAUUGUAUAGAGGAAGUUCCUUUGACUUCCAAUGAUGCUUUCCUGUCAACAGGUUCAUCGUUUACAGUUACCAUUACUGAUAUUACAUACCUUUCAUCGAAUCCAACUAUUGAUCCAAGAAUUGAUAUGACAAGUGCAUCUGCUACAUUUGAGGUUCCAGAUGAAGCAGCAAACUCACUUGUUGGUUUUAAUGAAGAAACAAUGCAAGUGGAUGAUGAAACUAAUGAGGUAAUUUUAACAGUGGAAAGAAUUGGUUCCUAUGGCAACGUAAACUUUCAAUGGCAGCGUGGAUAUCCUGAUGGUGAUCUUCCAAAUGGUUUUGUAGAAGGUGACAUUUUUCCUUCAAUGGGAUCAGCUGAGUUAUUACAUGGGCAGUCACUCAAAGCUGUUGCAGUUCAGUUAUAUCCCUCGGAUAGCGCUACGGAAUUAUUCGCUGUACACAUAACAUCAGUAACCACCACAGCCAAUGGUGGUGCAUUGUUACGAGAUGGCUACAAUGUUGCACAGAUUGAUACAUACGGUGUGGUCGGAUUUGAUGAAGCAUCCAUACAACAGUCUGUUGUAGAAUCAGAUACUCAGGUGUCAAUCACCAUUGUGCGUAGAAUUGGUUGCUAUGGUAAUAUUCAAGUAAGAUAUCAAACCAUUGAUGGAACAGCACAAGGUGGCUCAGAUUACACAGUUGUUGAUUGGAUAAUACAAAUGAACCAAUUAGAGAGAACCAGAACCGUACACAUACCAAUCAAAGCGGAUGAUGUAAAUCAUCCCGAACCUGAAGUUGAGGAGUAUUUUUACGUGAAGGUAACAGAAGUAAGAAGGUUACCAUCGAGUGGACCACAGGGUUUGAGUCCUCGUAUAAGUACUUCAUUAUUUAGUUCUACGAUUACAAUUGAUGCUAGUAAUGAUCCGUACGGUGUGUUUGCGAUAGACUCUGCGCCGAUAGAAGUAACUGAAAGCAACGAUGCAGGUGCUUCUAAAGUUGUACAGAUUCCAGUACAUCGAUAUUUUGGUGCCUUCGGUACAGUCACUGUACAUGUACGUACAGUUGGGGGUGGUGAGACUGGUGUGACACCUGAAUCCUCUAACGACUCAGAUACCAUUAGUGGGGCUAUGUAUUCUGUGAUGGACGUACCACAUGCUACACAGGGUGAAGACUACGAGCCUCUUGAUACAACGAUCACAUUUGUAGAAGGAUCAGUUGAUAGUAAAAUAGAUCUCGUAAUUUUAGACGAUGAUAUUCGAGAACCAGCAGAAGUGUUCUUUGUUUACCUCAGUGAUGCAUCAGAAGGAGCUAGAAUUGCAGAUGGUGAUGUGGAUCCCAAUGAUCCAGAACAAAAACAACUGAGGGGUUAUGUAAAACUAACUAUUGCUGGUAGUGACUAUCAUAAUGGAAUCAUAGGAUUUACCGAUGAGUCUUUGACUGUUAGUGUAAGCGAAGACGAUGAUCCAGCUGUCAACCUUAUACUAGACAGAGGAGAUGCUUAUUUUGACCAGGUCACGGUGAGUUGGCAAGCCACGUACAGUGAUCCAAGUUCUUCUGAUGCAGACCUUUAUGAGCAGUUAGAUGAAGUCAGCGGUGAAACUGUGUGUAACGCUGGUGAACAACUUUGUCCGCUACUCAUAAUGCUACAACAAGAUGAUGUUCCAGAGUUUGAGAGUCAGUUUUCUGUAAUCCUGACACAGGUUGGUGAAGGUGCCACAAUUGAUACUACCCGCAAUAUGGCCAGUGUCACGAUGCUUCCAAGUGAUUACCCUUACGGUCUUGUACAGUUUUCUGUCGGAUCCAGAUUAACAAAUGUUGAUCAGAAAGCAGAGCUAGUUGGUUUGACUGUGGAGCGUGUUGGCGGUAGCACCCAGCCUGUAUCAGUAUCAUGGUCCAGUAGAGAAAUAUACAGCACUGAGAAGAUUGCAGGUGUUGUUGUUUUCCCGGCAGUUGAAGGUCAAGAUUUCAAAGACUCUACUGGUACUAUCAACUUGGAUGUCGGUGAUCGACGUGCCUCCAUUGACAUUGUUUUGACCCCGGAUACUGCAUCCAGCGAUCACUUGCCAAAGAUGUUUCAGGUCGUCCUGUUGAGCCCAACAAAUGGAGCCAGCUUAAGUGAGACAGGAUACUACUCGAACAUAACAAUAGUGCAAGACAAGACGACGGCAGAUGUGUGGGAUACAUGGGCUAGUGCCAUUACUGGGGAUCUAACAGACUCUGAAAUAGACAGAAUUUUGCGUGAAAUCAGUGCAACUGUAGCAGGUGAGAUGACCGAUGAUCAGUUGGCCGUAGUACAAGAUACACUGGAUCUCAUCAAUGAAGAAGGAGCAAUGAGACAACUUCCCUUGACUAUCCAAGAUGAUAUUAUGGAUAUAUUCUGUGACAUGUUGAAUCCUGAUAGGUCCGACACCCUGGGAGAAAGCAGUCUGGCACAGACUUUUGUUAACUUUGUCUAUACAUUAUUAACUGAAGAAGACUGUGAAAUGGAAGGACCAAGGACUUUGUCUUGUGAUUAUGCUUACGUUGAAGCAGCAAGAUGGCUACCAGUGUCGAUUAAUGGACAUCAAUUUAGGGGAAGCCAAAGAGAUUUAUUUCAGUUGCCGUCAGAUCUUCUGGUUUCUGAUUUGAAUAAUGAGGACUGUGAAGACAUUCAUUUUAUCGAAUAUUCAUCAUCCUUAUGGUUUGAUGCAAGUGAUAAACAACCAAUAUUGAAUCAAAAGGUUUUGUCAGUUGGUCUAAAAGACAGAGAAAACGAUUUCACCAAUCUACCCACACCCGUAGAGUAUCGUAUUUACACCGAUGAUUCCAGAGUCACGCCACAAGGAGCAGACUGUUUACUGUGGAAUGUAGCAGCACAGAGAUGGUUUGAUGAUGAGUGUUCGGUUCUGAGUGAUGUCAAUGACUAUGUAGAUUGUAGUUGUAAUCAUUUAUCCAACUAUGCAGCCAGAGGUGAAACUGAUAAUCUAACCGGUUAUAAUGAAUAUAUCUAUGCAUCUUGUUUUAUUUGUAUGAUGGGUUUAGCACUUGCCAUUCUAGCUCAUCAUAUAUGUUCCCUGGAAACUAUGUUUGCAGCUAAGCUACUCAUGCAUAUGUGCUUUGCAUGCAUAUCUCUACAGAUUGUCUUUGUGAUUAAUGCAUAUGUUAGUAAUCGUAUAUCUGCCAGUGGUUGUUCAGCGAUAGCUACAGUCAUGCAUUAUUUCUUCUUGGCACAGUUUUCAUGGAUGUUUGUACAGGCCAUCAAUUUGUGGAAAGUUCUUGUAAUGAAUGAUGAACACACAGAGAGAUACUAUGUAUUAUUUUUCAUGUUAGGGUGGGGUGUACCUGCCGUACUUGUUGUUAUUUACGUUGUAGUACUCUAUGCGGCCUUUGGAUGGCCAUAUAUGCUGGACCCAGCUGAUAUCAAUCCUUAUAACCCUGAGGUGAUCUAUGGUGAUGUACACCAGAAUGGUGAUAUAUGUUUCAUCCCAAAUGCUUAUGCAUCGCUGGCUGGAGUCAUAGCACCAACUUUCAUGUUCCUUUUCUUUGUGGCCGUUGUGUUCAUGCAAGCAUACCAGGUUACACCGCAAUGGAAGCAGUAUGACGAUGUGUAUGUCGGUAGAUAUAAUACAGCAGAGGUCCGAAUCUUACUGUUCUUCUGGUUUAUAAUUUUUAUGACGUGGAUAUGGGGUGGACUGCACAUGGCAUUAGGUGAACUUUGGGCACUUAUUCUGUUUUGCAUAUUCAAUAUUAUUCAGGGAUUAUAUGCAUUUAUUGUGUAUACCAUUUUACGAAAUCAACUUUGUCGACCGGCAAAAGGGCAGUAUUCUUUAAAUAACACGAUAGCAGAGUCUGUGCAGAUGGAGAAUCAGAAUUACACUCACAGCAGAUCUGUCACCAGCACUGUUGAAAAAGGUUCUAAAGGAACGCUUGGAGUGGUGCCUGUCCCGUUGACAGUUCCAAAUACAGAGAUAAACAAUUGGGAAAAGGCUUCAGGUACACACAGUCGUCAUAGCGACAUCUAUGCCGGUAAACAGCCAUCUUCACACACCAGUAAUAUCUAUGCUCCUAUGCCAUAUGCAAACAACCUAGCACCUCAAGAUGAACCUGACUCACAAGAAUUUGAUGACUUAAUCUUUGCACUGAAGACAGGGACAACUUAUAGUCCAAGUGAGGAUGAUGGCCUGUCAGAGCGUGCACGGUCGUCUCAUUUAGGAGAUGUCACCGAUGGAACACGAAGUACUGAGCAACUGGUACAAGACAUGUCAGGAGAUGCAGACGAUCAUUAUGAACUAAGAAGAAUAUCUAUUGCAGACACCCAUCUUUAACCAAGAACCCCUCAAAUGUAAUAGUUUAGUCCAGAGUUUUGUAUUGUAUAUAUAGAACAUGGACUUGCCCACUCAACAGGUGGGUGAGGCUUGUUCUUAUUUUUGUAUGAAUUUUUUGAUAUUUUGUACAGAAGAUGUUUUAACACUGCAAUAUCGAGCAAUAAUUUUUUUACGGGGAUGAGAAAGUAUAGUACUGUUUCUGAGACAUAUCAAGUACGAGAAUCUGAAAUCUUUUCAAAUGCUUUGUACAAAUAAUUAUAAUAAUGUUGACACUAACAACCUGAACUUUAUUAUUAAGUUUCUGGUUGUUUUUUCGUUGUUUUUGGACAUGUUUUUAAAUUAAUAUCUGGAAUUUUGUUUUUUUUGAUAGUAUUUUUGUCAGGAUGUGUGUUACACAGAUUUGUUCAGUGCGCCUUCUGCAGUCUUUGCUCUGGCUGUCACUAGAGGGUGCAUUACUCUCUAAUUGUGAGAUUAUUUCAAAGAAUAUUCUGGUUCAUUACAUUUAUAGUGCGACAAUUGGAUAAGUGUUUACAUAAAUAAUUAUCGUGGCUACUCAUUGAUUUUUUUUAUUUUCAAUGUCUUCUAAAAGCUGUUCUUCCAUUACUGUAUCAUUUUUACUUGAAUGUCUAAAAAUAAAAACAAAGAGUUGUCAUUCUCUGUUGUGGCUGUGAUGUGCCAGUUUAAGAUGGUAUGCAGUGUAUAUAUGCAAAGUGAAAACUAAUUUAUAUGGGUUUUAUAAAUUCUAAUAUAAUUAACUUAUAAAUGUAAGAAUAACAUUCAUGGUUACAGAAAAAAUAUCCCUCCAUUUUAAGAUUAUUUAUCCAGUGCAAGACGAACAAUUUUGAGUCGUUUUGUCACAAAAUGGUGUUUUUUAGACAGGAUUAAUUUAAUGUGUUUCAUAUUUUAUGGUUGUAGGCUGCUACAGAAAAUGUUGACACUCAAGACAUAAUUUUAACCAGGGAUAAUUAGUUAAAAAGGGUUUCACAUCUAGUGUCCAACCAUGAUCUAUCUAUAUAUUAUGCUUUAUCAUUUAUUCCAAAAAAACAAAAAAUCUUUAAAAAACCAAAUCAUAACAAGGAUCAAAGGCGGUGAGUGAUUGUGGUGUUUAUCAUACUUUGAUUACUUGCAUUGUACUGGAAGACUUGUACAUCAUACCAGACGGAUAUGGAGCAAAGAAUGAUUUGUAAUACAAUUGAGAACAGCCAUUUAUUAGUGUGUCAGUAGUACUGUAUGUAGCGUCUAUUUGAAACUUACAAGCAGUGUUACUCAAUUAUAAGAAGUUUGUUUGCAGGGAUGACAUAAUUUAAUGCACAAAUAUUAUAGAUAUGUUUUUUUGUGACAAAACAAUGCUUUUAUGAAAUUAAUUCUUAUUUUUAUGAAUCCUGAUAAAAAAUAUGCAGUUUGUGUGAAUGUGCAUGCACUUUUUAAACAAGUUACUUUGAAAUGCUUCGAAAUUGAGUGUUUUGUGAAUGUCUUAUUUUAUUUAUUUAUUGCUGUGAGCUGUUUUAUAACUUUCGGGUCAAAAAUCUUUGGGGGUGGACGAGUGUAGUAGUUAUUAUAGGGGGGAUGUUAUUUUGCUAAUUUUUUAAUGCAAACUUUUUGUCAUGUACUUCCAAAUUGUUAUUCAUUCGCUUCAUUCCCCUAUCAACAGAAAACUAUCGUGAAAUGUACAAACCAGAGUUGUGAGUUCAUAUAUAUAUAGUUAUACAAGUAUGGGUCUACGAAGGUUAUUUGUGUAUAUAUUUUGGGACAAUUUUUAAAUCAUAAUGGUAAUCAGUCUGAAGAUAAAAAUGUAAUUUUUACAUGUUCACAAAAAUUGAAAAUAAAAUGAGCAUUUGUAAUAUAAAA
Molecule: messenger RNA, 20766 nt
Organism: Saccoglossus kowalevskii
Lineage: Eukaryota; Metazoa; Hemichordata; Enteropneusta; Harrimaniidae
Product: G protein coupled receptor 98-like protein
Biological process (GO): cell surface receptor signaling pathway; negative regulation of adenylate cyclase activity; cell communication
Cellular component (GO): membrane; cytoplasm
Molecular function (GO): adenylate cyclase inhibitor activity; G protein-coupled receptor activity; G-protein alpha-subunit binding
Source: RefSeq, a predicted model, not a curated record